UCUUAGAAAUCUCUUCGCGCUCGUUCCCUCUUCCGCCAAUGGAAUCCGAAACCCUAGCUCUCGAUCUAGACGACAAUGGCUUCCCCAUCGACUCCCUCUCUUCGGAAGAGGAACCCGUCGAUCGCGAUUCAGAAAAGGUGGAAGAACGAGGCCUGGUGAUUCCCAGUGCGGUGCAGAACACGGGCAGCUUCGCUUUGGAUUUCUACGCAGGUGGCACGGAUUGGUCGUGCUUGAUUUCGAAGGAAAAAUGCAGUGGAAACAAGGGCCUCGUGCAGAAGAACCUCUUCCAGGCGUGGGGGAUCGAAAAGCCAUCAUUGAUUCCUUCAAGGUCGAGCAUUUCAUUUUCUCCGCCUAGGAAGAGGCAUUGCUCGAAAAGGAUCGCUGAGGAUCGGAGUGGAACCGAGCGGCCCCGAAUUUGCCCAUUUUAUAAGAAAAUCCCAGGUACAUCCUUUGCGGUAGAUGCUUUCCGGUAUGGACUGAUUCAAGGAUGCUCAGGAUAUUUUCUUACGCACUUUCACUAUGACCACUAUGGCGGGUUGAGCAAAAGAUGGUCGCAUGGUCCUAUCUAUUGCAGUCCACUCACAGCUCGCUUGGUGAAAAUGUGUCUCUCGGUAAAUCCACUUUUCAUCUGUCCUUUGGAACUUGACACUGAGCACUUAAUUGAUGGGGUGAAAGUAACAAUGUUGGAGGCGAAUCAUUGCCCUGGUGCAGCUCUGGUUCAUUUUCGCCUAAAGGAUGGACGAUGUUAUCUGCACACCGGUGAUUUCCGGGCUUGUAAAAUGAUGCAGUCAUAUGCUCUUCUUACCUCUCAGCGGAUUAAUGUGCUUUACCUGGAUACAACUUAUUGCAAUCCCAAGUAUAGAUUUCCCCCCAAAGAAGAUGUUGUCAAUUUUGUUGUGCGGACAACGCGUAAAUAUUUAGAGAAGCAGCCAAAAACCCUUGUUGUUGUUGGAUCUUACAGUAUAGGGAAGGAGCAUGUCUAUGUCACAAUUUCACAAGCUUUAGGGGUCCAGAUAUACACAGAUCCUUCAAGGAGACGGAUUCUGCAAUCAUUUGGUUGGCCUCAACUUUGUGGGCAGCUUUGCUCAUCUGGUCAGACAUCUCCGCUCCAUGUUCUUCCUCUUUCAGUGUUACGACCUGAGAGCUUGAAGGAGUACUUGAAGAAAUAUUCUCCACAAUUCACAGCAGUUCUAGCAUUUCGUCCAACAGGGUGGACAUAUUCGGAGGCCACUGGAAACCAUUUGGAUCUAAUUAAACCCACCUCCAAAGGCAACAUCACUAUAUACGGUGUUCCCUACAGUGAGCACUCAAAUUAUGAAGAGCUCAGAGAAUUUGUGAAGUUCCUGAGACCAGAGAGGAUUAUUCCCACAGUUAAUGUGGGCAAUGCCGCAAACCGGGAUAAGAUGCAAUCUUACUUUCAAGAAUGGCUGAAAACAUAAUAUGUUUACUCUUGAGAUGCCUACCAUUUUUCAAGCAGUGCAAGUACUUAUUAUUUUCAGAUUGUCCAAGAAAUUCUGAAGCACCAAAGAGUAAACUGUUGGUCAUUUAUUCUGAGGUCAAAAUCAAGAGCUUCUUAGAAGAUUUUUUUAAUUACUCAUGCCAGAGCCAAAAACUACUUGUUAAGGCCUUGCUCGUGCCUUCUGCAGUAUGUGACGUCAUUGGAUAAUUUUUAUCUAUGAUUAGCAGAUUUUUCAUAAAUGGGUGAAGAAGAUGACAUUAUUGAUGAUGCAUUAAUUACUUUAAUGUCGAGCUUUUAUUGAGGGAAAAGAACAGAAGAUGCUUUCUUUUUUCAAGUUUCCUGCAUCACCCUUCAUUCAUGUAACUAUACCUCAAAUUGCAGUGCAUUUGAAUUCA
Messenger RNA from Dioscorea cayenensis subsp. rotundata (Guinea yam), 1854 nucleotides. RefSeq names its product DNA cross-link repair protein SNM1. The transcript is spliced from 9 exons. Gene Ontology annotation, molecular function: damaged DNA binding; 5'-3' DNA exonuclease activity. Gene Ontology annotation, biological process: double-strand break repair via nonhomologous end joining; protection from non-homologous end joining at telomere; interstrand cross-link repair. Lineage: Eukaryota; Viridiplantae; Streptophyta; Magnoliopsida; Dioscoreales; Dioscoreaceae. The coding region runs from base 39 to 1439 and encodes 466 amino acids. The record is from RefSeq and is a predicted model, not a curated record.